Messenger RNA from Penicillium riverlandense, 978 nucleotides. RefSeq names its product Short-chain dehydrogenase/reductase SDR. NCBI's taxonomy places the organism in Eukaryota, Fungi, Ascomycota, Eurotiomycetes, Eurotiales, Aspergillaceae. The transcript is spliced from 6 exons. Bases 1 to 978 code for a protein of 325 amino acids. The record is from RefSeq and is a predicted model, not a curated record.
AUGUCCAACAAGCAGCAAGUCCUCUCAUCCGAGGCCGUCUUGGAAAAAUACGGCAAGGCUCUUGUCGGCAAGACAGUCCUGAUUACCGGAGUAUCUGAUGACUCCAUUGCCGGAGAGCUAGCUGUCCAGCUGGCCAAUGUCGAUCCAAAGCUGCUUAUUCUCAGCGCUCGUGCUGAAUCAAAGGUCGCUCCUAUUAUGCAGAAAAUUCAGAAAGCAAAGCCGAAUGUCCAAACGCGUUUUCUGAACAUGGACCUCGGCAACUUGAGUGCCAUCCGCAAGGCAGUGGAUCAUGAUCUCAAGGGCGUUCCUCAGAUUGACCAUCUCGUCUGUGCAGCGGGAGUCAUGGCAUGUCCGUACAGCAAGACCGUUGAUGGAUUCGAAUCGCAGCUUGGGGUCAACUUCCUCGCUAACUUUUUGCUUGUGAAACUGCUCUUGCCGAAGAUCAAGGCUGCUGGUCCAUCCUCGUCUGUCAUAAUCGUGGCUAGCUCUGCAGUUAGACAGGGGAAAGUGCACUUUGAUGACAUUGGCUUCAGCCAGGAUGGCAAAACGUACGAGCCUAUGGUCGCAUACUGUCAGUCCAAUGUUGCGCGAGUGAUGUUCGUGAAAGAGCUUGCCGAGCGACUAAAAGGACAGGGGGUGCGCACUUGUAGUAUUGAUCCAGGUGCUGUGCGGUCUGGGCUACAACGGCAUUUCACUUCCGAGUUCACGAAACAGAUUGAGGAGUGGAGAAAAGCUGGACCUUUGACCGACAUGGAUGGCAUCCCUUUCACAAUUCCACCGUGGACUUCGAGGUCCGAAGGAGCAGCCACAAUGAUCACUGGCAUGAUCGACCCUACCAUCGCAGAUUUGAAUGGAUCGUAUUUGAACAAGAACGCCGUUUCAGAUGACGAGCUGCACACGCAUGUUAGGGAUAAGCAAAACUGGAAGCGUCUCUGGGAGCUAGGCGAAGAGUUUGUUCAGGAGAAGUUUUCGCCUUGA